AACAAAACAACGCGGCGGCACCACACUAAAAAUCCACCACUCCCGAGCAGCAGCAGCACGCUGCUACAAAAGGCACGAGCACAAGCAAGGCAAACCCUCUAGCGAGAGCUUGCUAGCCACACCAGUGACAAAGAGUAUACUCGCCCGAUCCCGCCGCGCGCCGCAGCUAGAGCCUAGAGCUAGGAGGUCGAUCUGAUCGCAUCGGCCGGGGUCUGCCGCCCUGCCCAUGGCCGGCGCCGCCGGUGACAGGUCGGAGGAGGACGUCGGCGCCGACUGGCCGUUCGGUGGCGUCGACGCCUUCACGGAGUACUCAUCCUUUUUCGCGGAGCCCGGCUGGCCGGGCGGCCUAGCCGGGGAACUCAUCCCGGUGCUGGAUCUGCCCGAGGCAGCAGCACCGCUGCCCGCCCAACUGUCCACGGAGCCAUCGGAGGAGCCUGCGCCCGCCAGGUCGGGGGACGCCGGCGCGUCGUCGAGCUCGAGCGGGGACGGCGCCGCGCCGGGGAACGGCGACGGCGACGACGAUCGGAAGGCGGCGCCGGCCGCCGAGGCAGCGGGUAGGAAACCGGCGGCGAAGAAGGGGCAGAAGCGGGCGCGGCAGCCGCGGUUCGCGUUCAUGACCAAGACCGAGCUCGAUCACCUCGACGACGGCUAUAGAUGGAGGAAGUAUGGCCAGAAAGCUGUCAAGAACAGCCCUUUCCCAAGGAGUUACUACAGGUGCACCAACAGCAAAUGCACAGUGAAGAAGCGCGUGGAGAGGUCCUCCGACGACCCCUCCGUGGUCAUCACCACCUACGAGGGCCAGCACUGCCACAGCAUCGGUCCAUUCCAGCGCGGCGGCGGCGGAGGCGCAGCCGCGGCGCGGUACCACAGCGCGGCGGCCGUCGCGCUGGCGGAGCAAAUGUAUUCGUCGUCGACGACGUCGUCGUUCAUCCCAGCAGCGCGGCAGCAGCUCUUCAGCUUGCCGCCGUUGCACCCGCAGAGCUCCCCGCCGUCCUCGGAGACGACGCCGCCGCCGGUCGUUAGCUCGGUGACUACUACAUCUUUUCAGCGUGCUAACGACGGCGACGAGCUGUGGCGGACAGGCACAGGCUACGGCUCCGGGGUGUCCGUGGCGCAGUCGCCGUCAACGCCACCAUCAGUGCCUCCGCCGGUCGUUUCGGUUCAGAAGGCGGGGCUGCUGGACGACAUGGUGCCCCAUGGUGUAAGGCAUGGCACCCCAUGAUGGUGGCAAAAUAUGACAUAUAUAUACCUGUCGGCCGUACCAGCAAGAGGCGGAUAAAGUGAUCAACCAGCUAGCAGCUAGGGUUUUCUCCUGCUGGAUUCAUCAGUAGUAGUUAGAUUUAUCUAUUACUCUACCAGACACUGCAUGCAUAUAUAUACUCAGCUUAUCUGUUCAGAUUUGCUUAUAUUCAGUGUCACUCUCCAAC
This is a messenger RNA of Zea mays, 1427 nucleotides long. RefSeq lists its product as uncharacterized. Gene Ontology annotation, molecular function: DNA-binding transcription factor activity; sequence-specific DNA binding. The transcript has 4 exons. Gene Ontology annotation, biological process: regulation of DNA-templated transcription. Bases 227 to 1222 code for a protein of 331 amino acids. The record is from RefSeq and is marked provisional. NCBI's taxonomy places the organism in Eukaryota, Viridiplantae, Streptophyta, Magnoliopsida, Poales, Poaceae.